AUGAAUCUCAUCGAGACGACGCCCCCUUUUUUGUCCCCAACCUCUUCUCAUCCAACCCUUUUGCUGUCAUCUCCGCCGCUUCACCCUUUUCUGGCCCAAACUCGUUCCCGGAUGUCUGAGGCUAAUAUAGCUGCUUGCUCUGAUAAGGUUGGGAACUGGAUGCGUCUCGUUUCUUUUCUUUGCAUCGUUCUGCUUCCUCCCUCACCUUUUUUUUCCAGCUUAGCUUGUGUUAACUCUGUUGACGUUACCCUUUUACCAGGUCCCCCGUUGAUGGCCUUACCAUACCCGGUAUCAAAAAGUGUAAGCAUCUUCUCUUCUCGUUUCUUUUUCUGUCUCUUCGCCUUCUUUUCUUUUCGCUCGUUCGGUUCUUUUUUAAACAUCUCCCAUCCAGAGCGGUUUCAAGGCAUUCUGGCUGAUACUUAUAUGCCCUUUUCUCCCGCCGUCUUUAGGUCCAACCCGCUCUUCUCUGCGUCCAGCAGGCCCGGCAAACACAACCCCUUUUUAACGACUUCCAUCCAGUCGGCCCCAAUCAUCCUCCCAAACACCCCUUUCCAGCACUGGCUCCUCUUCCCACUCCCAGGACUCUUCAGUAUUACUUACGUCUUGUCAAACAAGAAACGGAAAAACAAAAAACACAAUAAGGAUAAAAGGAAAGGGAGGAGAAAAAAAAAAAAAAAAACUAAUCAGCAUAAUUUUUCAAACGAACGAGAAGAGAGGGAAAAAAUACAUCAUCCCCUUCCACCCCAGCAGGGAGCCAGAAAAGUGCAAAAAAUAACAAAAAGCUCCCGCUUUUUCAUCCUGGCUGCCCAAUCAAUUGCUUGCUGCCCUGAUAUACAACUCUAUAUAUAUGUCUUCAGCAUCUACAUAGUAUAUUUAUAUAUAUACCAAAUCUUCAAACCCCCGUCCGGCAUCCGCCUCUCUCGUCUUCAGCCUCCACGCCAGGCCAGCUCCAUCCCUCGCCAUCCCGGCCGCCCAGCAGACAAAAAAGAAACGAGACAGCAGAGGGAAAAGGCCUCUCUGCUUCUAUCUGGCUCUCGUCUCUUCCCACCCCAGAGCGAGCCGGAGUUUAUCAUCGCAGAGCUGUAUUAA
Trichophyton benhamiae CBS 112371 is the source of this 1089-nucleotide messenger RNA. RefSeq lists its product as uncharacterized. The transcript is spliced from 3 exons. The record is from RefSeq and is a predicted model, not a curated record. NCBI's taxonomy places the organism in Eukaryota, Fungi, Ascomycota, Eurotiomycetes, Onygenales, Arthrodermataceae. The coding region runs from base 1 to 1089 and encodes 362 amino acids.